This is a messenger RNA of Labrus mixtus (cuckoo wrasse), 3026 nucleotides long. RefSeq names its product signal-transducing adaptor protein 2-like. NCBI's taxonomy places the organism in Eukaryota, Metazoa, Chordata, Actinopteri, Labriformes, Labridae. The record is from RefSeq and is a predicted model, not a curated record. Gene Ontology annotation, molecular function: signaling adaptor activity. The transcript has 13 exons. Bases 115 to 1332 code for a protein of 405 amino acids.
CAGCAACAGGUUGUCUCUCCACUUUCACAGACAGGUGAGCACGAUCCCUGCUGCUGUGUUCAUGCAGACAGAAAUAUAUAUUAUUACAUUAGUGAAGUCAGUCUGUGUUUAGUCAUGGCGUCACUGAUGGCGAAGCGAACAGGACGACCGAGGAGCCAGCUGCCGACCUGCUACUAUGAGGGCUACCUGGAGAAGAGGUCGUUCAAAGACAAGACAUCUGGGAAACUGUGGACCUGUUUGUGUGGAAACUCGCUGUUCUUCUUCAACGACAAGAGAGACACUGAUUACGUAGAGAAAUUGGAUCUCAGUGGAUUCAUGUCAAUAACAGACGACUGCACCCAGGAUCGAAACUUAGAUGCAGCUCGAAUCAACCUCCAGAUGAAGGAUGGAAAUAUCAAAUUCACUGCCCCAAAUGCAGAAGCUCGAGAGCUGUGGAAGGGAUUUAUUCACUCUGUGGCCGAGCUGUCGCUACCUACUUCCCUAAACCUGCUUCCGGGGCAGCUGCACAUGCUAAGAGAGGCAGUGGAACAGGAAAAAGAAAGACGAAAAUCUGUACCUCCACCUGUCACCGACUCCAGCCCUUACGUCAGCCUCAAAGCAAACAAGCCAGCCUGUUACCAGGAUGUGUCCCGUCUGGAGGCAGAACUGUUGCUGGACAGAGAGGCAGCCCGAGGAAACCUGCUGCUGAGGCCCGGGGGGGGAAACGGAAACUCCUUCGCUGUCACCACCAGACAAGACUUAGACGGCGCUGUAUUCAGACACUACCGCGUGACCUAUCAACAUGAAGGAGGCUUUUCCAUCGAUGUGGACAAUCCUGUUCCCUGUGCAUCCCUUCAUGAUGUGAUCGACUACUUAGUGGGAAAAACCAACGGAGUGUUGAUACCUCUCACCUUCGAGGGAACAUAUGAGAGGCAAAUCUCUUUUAUUUGUUCUGAUAGCGAGAAUGGAGAGAAGAGCGUUCAGCAGGCUCCGUCAAACCUUGAACCACCAAGCUUGCCCCCCAAACCAGUUUCUAGAAUAGCGACUCCUGAGGCAGCACCAGCAGUGGUUGAAGAGGAGGAUUUAUAUCUGAAUGUCCAGCUCUGUGUUCAAACAGUGGAGGAGAAGGAAAGAGAGACGGUGGAUUCCUCGGAGGUUCCACUGCCACCUCCAAAAAGAGCAGUAAUGCCUCCUGUGUCUGCUGCUCGCAAAUGGCUCUCUUCCACAUCGGCUCCCUCCUCCAGCAGAGAUCAGAAGAUGAGACUCCUCACAGAGGCUUCAGGACAGAUUCCCUUGGCAACGAUCUCGGAGCUGAAACUGAAGCUGGAACAGAAGGCCAUGUGUCUAGAGUGACACCUCCUGGUGGGAACCUCUCAGAGCAUCCACCACCUCCAGUACGAGUCUUCCCCUGCAAGAUGAAGCAACACAAGAGAGCAGAGAGGAGCAGUCUCCCCCCCCCCCCCUCCUCAUCAGCUGGGUGCGAAGAUGAACACCUUAUUGAUCCCCCCUCUCAGACUCUCAUUAGCAGACGAAUGGACUGUAACUCUGUCACCUUGUUUGUCUUGUACAUUUUGCACAUUAACCUCAUGUCCAUUCUUCCUCCAAUCACAGCGUGUGGUGAAGUGCUGAUGUGCUUUAGUGUUGAUUAAUGCAGCGCCUUAUACUGUUUAAAACUGUUCAGCCUCACAGGCGUGUAAAUAUGUACGUUUUUUGUUGCAUACUGUGACUAAAUUUAUUGUAUGUAUAUUUUUUUAUUGGAAAAACAACAAAUCAGAUUGAUCAAGUGAAUACCGUAAAACUUCAAAUAGAAGUCCACCCCGAUUUAAGGCCCAGCAGUCCCUUUUAGUAGCCGGGCGUCGCUGCAUGUUUAGACGGUUAAAGGCAGCUCUCGGUUAGAGACCCGUCUGCAUUUAGAGUGGAAACAGUUUGUAAAUCAAAAAUAAGGAGAAAGAGCAGCAAGAAACAAAAGUUAAAGAGGAACUUCAACAUCUGUCCAAGACAGACAGACUGACGCUCACAUGCAGGACAUGAAGCAGGUUUCAAGUCUGUUCUCAAAGCAAGAUUAAAUUAGUGAUUAUAUAAGUUGUUAAUCGAUAUUCUAAUUUUGUACACAGUUUAAUUAACUUUCUGAUGUUCAUUUUUAAUUAGUCUCUCUCGUCUGUGCUGUGCACCAGCUUUGUUUGAAAAUAAUCAAAGGCCUGUCCAAUCAGUAACCUCCUCCGGUGUUGAAAAAUGAAGUAGAUGCUGAAGUGCAAUAUCCUGCAGUUCCUGGAGUGUCCACUAGAGGCUGGCUGCAGAAGCACAGGAAGUCACAUACACACUCAUUCUAAAAAGUCUGUUUUUACAGCAGAGAUUAACAUGUUUACAGCCUGGUUCAAAAAAACAAAUAGGUGUGAUUAUCUCAUGUCUCGAUGGACACACACUGUACGGGGGGUGAAUGUUUUGAUGACUCAUCAGUUUUGAUUUGAUGAAGGAUAAGAGUUAUUCACAAUAAGGUGUGUAGCUGACCUGAUUGACAGGUGGUCGGGGUGUAACAGUUUGUCAGGAGGUUUAAAACCCGCCUCAGCUCCAGCUCUCAGUCUGUCGUUAGGUUGACUGAAAGUUAGACUGAGACAGCAUUUCCAGCAUGGAGACCGCCAUCGAUGGGACUCCAGCGCCCCCUACAGGAACAGACAGGGGAAGUUACUCAGGCUUCUUCCAGUCAUAUUUACAGUCUUUGGGCCCGUCUCGUGAUGACGCCCGUCUCAUAUUAAGGCAGGGUCGUUUCAUAGACUGAAUAAAAGCCUGGGCUAUUGCAGUUUUGCGGUAUGCAGCGUCCAGUACGAGGCGUGCAAAGGUUAGAAAUCAGAGUUUUUCUCCUGCCUCUUUUUAUACAAGACUUUUUUUUUUCCUUUUUCAUGUCUUUAUUUUUGUGUAAGCAGCAAUCAAAGACCCAAGUGAUCUUACUUCUUUAUUACCUCAGUGACUGAUACACUAUAGUGGAAAACUAUUUACAAUAAACUGACUGACUUGAUAUCAGCAUGUGAAAUAAAGUGAACUCAAUUCUC